Sycon ciliatum is the source of this 1402-nucleotide messenger RNA. Its product is annotated as AP-3 complex subunit sigma-2-like. The record is from RefSeq and is a predicted model, not a curated record. NCBI's taxonomy places the organism in Eukaryota, Metazoa, Porifera, Calcarea, Leucosolenida, Sycettidae. Bases 207 to 770 code for a protein of 187 amino acids. The transcript has a single exon. Gene Ontology annotation, biological process: Golgi to vacuole transport; intracellular protein transport. Gene Ontology annotation, cellular component: membrane coat; AP-3 adaptor complex; intracellular membrane-bounded organelle.
CGGAAAUCAAGAUUCUUGCCAACAGUGAGCCGUGAGAGGAGAAACUGCAUGCACUGGUCUGUGAACUACUUGUCUUGAGGGUAAAUCACAACGGUAAGGAACAGCGCCCCUUGCCCGCUAGAGCUAGGCUCCAGUGUAGACACCGAGGACGAGACGGCAGUCUGGUGUAGGGCAGGCCGCCGACUUGCGAGCCGAAAACAAGCAAGAUGAUCAAAGCUGUGCUUGUCUUCAACAACCAUGGAAAGGCCAGGUUGAUGAAGUUUUUCCACUACUUUACCGAGGACCAGCAGCAACAGGCCGUUCGUGAAGUCUUUCAGAUCAUCAGUAAGCGUGCGGACAGUGAGUGCAACUUCGUCGAGGGUAUCUCCACGGAGUUGCUAGGUGGUAUGGACUAUUCGCUGGUGUAUCGCCACUACGCGACGCUGUAUUUCGUCUUCUGCUGCGAUUCCAGCGAGAGCGAGCUGGGAAUCCUUGACCUGAUUCAGGUAUUGGUCGAAUCGCUGGACAAGUGCUUCGAGAAUGUCUGCGAGCUGGAUCUGAUCUUCCACGUGGACAAAGUACAUUACUUAGUCAAUGAGAUCGUGAUGGGUGGGAUGGUGUUGGAGACGAACAUGGCUGAAAUCAUCCCGCACGCGCAGCACCAGCUGAAGAUCGAGAAGGAAGACAAGGGAACAGCGCAGGUGGUGGUGGCUGGUGUCGCGUCAGCGCCAACCAGAGCUGUUGCAGCUGUCAACCAAGUCAAGCUGGCUGUACAGCAAGGUUUGAAGUGAAUAACAGUUCUACUUGGGUUUAGUGCAACUAGUCUACAGUGCUAAAUGUGCUGUCUACUCUUACUGCAGUAGUAACUGGUAAUGAUAUAGUGAUACGUAAAGCUAGGAGUCAGUUAGUUAUCAGCAAUUGCCAAGACACUGCCUCCUUCCCCCUCCCCCCCCCCCCCACCUCCCAUCUAAGUGUGAAAUGAAUGAAGAUGGCCCACAACCAAGAGUAAUUAUUUUGCCAAAUCCAGUGUGCCUGUGCUAUCAUCAGGGUAUGUGGUGAACCACUCGGUCCUGAAUGGACAAUUUCUUUGAAGGUCGCGUUAUUCAUUCACCGCCGCACGUCCAGUGGAGUUUCAUCAUGUGUGUGUGUGUGUGUGUGUGUGUGUGUGUGUGUGUGUGUGUGUGUGUGUGUGUGUGUGUGUGUGUGUGUGUGUGUAUUGGACUUAAUAGCAGGCGGUAGCACUGAAUGAGUAUAAGUAAAAGAGAUUCACAUUCCCAGUACUUCUUUGCAUUCAAUGUGUUAUGUAGCUAUUGUCACCCGUAUCCGUGAAUAGCUAAGUUGUGAUGCUGGCAUCACAUACACAAUACAUCAUUCUAGUAGCAUCCUGUAAGAAUCCCAUAAAGACAUGCUUUACCAAACCCUG